UUUGAGCAAUUUUCCAGUACUUCUGGAGCAGAGCUAAACCUAUUAAAAACUAAAGCAAUAAAAAUUGGCAUAGACUGUAAUGAAACGAUUCCAAUUUGGCUAAAUAUUACAAACGAAUUAAAAAUUCUUGGAAUAUUAUUUUCUAAUUCAAUUCAAACUAUUAUUGACCGGAAUUGGCAAAUGGCUGUUUCAAAAUUGUCCAGAUUAUUAUGGAUGAAUAAAACUCGACAAUUGAACUUAGUACAAAAAACAAUAUUCUUGAACACAUUUGCUCUCUCCAAGAUAUGGUAUGUGGGUUCAAUAAUUCCAAUGCAGGCAAAUACCUGCAAAAAAGUAAUACAAUUAGUUCGACAGUAUUUAUGGCAAGGACAUGCUGUCAUUGUAGCAUUCAAUGAAAUCACACUUCCCAAAUCAAAAGGUGGCUUGAAUCUUCAUCAUCCCGACUUUAAAAGUAGAGCUCUUUUUGUUAACAAAUUACAUUGCGCUCGCGAUAAUAAUCUAGCUGAUCUAAUCAAUAUGAUCGAAAAUGUUCCAAUGAAAGAAAUGCCUCCUGAAUUUUCUUAUCUGAAUAAGGCAAUUCUCGAUUUACGAAAACUAAGAUCUGCUAAUACAAAUUCUCUGUUGUCGUCUGAAAUUUACAAUAAAAUGAUUGAGGGACUUCCAAUGGUUAAAGUAGUAAGAGAAAACCAGAACCAAAGCUGGAUCGACAUUUUCAAGAAUAUCAAUAACAAAAUUUUAUCAUCCAGCAGAAGGUCUAUCUGCUACCUUUUUAUACAUAAAAAGAUGAUUAGCAGAGAACUUUUUUACCGUCAGAGAAGAGUCUCCUCCCCGUAUUGUACUAGUUGUAAUACUGCUAUCGAGACUUUACAGCAUAAAUUUUUUGAGUGCACUAGCAUAAACACAUUAUGGCAAUACACGUUGGCAAAAAUACGAAGAAUUAACAGUAGAAAAUUUAGAAAUAAAAAUUACGAAAUAUGUAUGUAUCCUUCCUUAACCUUUCUGAGCCGAGUUGAACGAGAAGAAACAAUGAAACACAUCUCAAAUUAUUUGCAAUAUGUAUUUGAAACUAGCGAGGAAGAUAGGAGUUUAGACCAUUAUACAUAUUCAUUAAGUUUGUAAUGUAUCAUGACAUCAACAUAAAUAAAUC
Armigeres subalbatus is the source of this 1147-nucleotide messenger RNA. RefSeq lists its product as uncharacterized. The coding region runs from base 181 to 1119 and encodes 312 amino acids. The transcript is spliced from 2 exons. Lineage: Eukaryota; Metazoa; Arthropoda; Insecta; Diptera; Culicidae. The record is from RefSeq and is a predicted model, not a curated record.